Messenger RNA from Fragaria vesca subsp. vesca, 1666 nucleotides. Its product is annotated as probable peptide/nitrate transporter At3g54450-like. The record is from RefSeq and is a predicted model, not a curated record. Gene Ontology annotation, biological process: oligopeptide transport; transmembrane transport. Gene Ontology annotation, cellular component: membrane. The coding region runs from base 5 to 1666 and encodes 553 amino acids. Gene Ontology annotation, molecular function: transmembrane transporter activity. The transcript has 5 exons. Lineage: Eukaryota; Viridiplantae; Streptophyta; Magnoliopsida; Rosales; Rosaceae.
UUCUAUGGACAGCUCUGCAUCUCCAGACCGGCAUCAUGAUUAUCAAGAUAUUGAGAAAAACAUCAUCAGCGAACAAGAUCAUUCAAAAGGAGGCUGGACUGCUGCCAUCUUCAUCAUCUUUGUCGAAAUGGCAGAGAGAUUUUCUUACUAUGGCAUGUCUGGUAACCUCAUCACCUAUCUCACAAAUGAACUCAAGGAACCAAUCCCUGUGGCUGUCAAAGACGUUAAUACUUGGACUGGUGUCUCAGCUCUAUUACCUCUUCUUGGAGCCUUCAUAGCCGAUUCCUACCUCGGUCGAUUCACCACGAUCCUUGUCUCCUCCAUUAUUUACUGCUUGGGAAUGGGUUUGUUAACUGUAACAGUUUCCGUUAUUCCGCUGCAUUUGCGCAAAGCAAUGUUCUUUGUGGCACUUUACAUAUUGUCAGUUGGUCUAGCCGGGCACAAACCAUGUGCGCAGACGUUCGCGGCGGACCAGUUUUCAGAGGAUUCGCCGGAGGAAAGGAAGGCAAAGAGCUCCUUCUUCAACUGGUGGUACAUGGGGAUUAUUGUUGCUGGCUCUGUUGCCGUUUUGGUAGUCAUAUAUAUCCAGGACAAUGUAAGCUGGGCGGCAGGGUUUGGAAUAAUGACAGGUUCCAUACUGGUGGCACUGAUUAUAUUUCUGUUGGGAAUCAAGAAGUACAGGAAGCAAGAACCCUUAGGCAGUCCCUUCACCAAGGUGGCUCAAGUCUUUGUCGCAGCCGUCAGGAAGCAGCACACCAAGGUCACAACCGGUGACAGUUCCGGUGUGUACUUCAGAGACGACACGAGUCCGCAACGACCACUUUCUUCGGUGCAUACCAACCAAUUCAGAUUUUUGGACAAGGCAAUGGUCAUUGACGACCUGGAUGCUUCAAGCGAGACAAGAAAUCCUUGGAGACUAUGUUCACUAAAUCAAGUGGAACAAGUAAAGCUUCUCCUACGCCUCCUUCCCAUAUGGUUUUGCUGCUUAAUGUUUGCUGUGGUCCAGUCAUUUGUGCAGACCUUCUUCACCAAACAAGGAAGCUCAAUGAUCCGAUCAAUAGGUUCAUUUCAGAUUCCCCAAGCUUCCCUCCUAAUCUUUGUUGGCCUCACCAUCAUAGUUUUCAUUCCAAUCUACGACCGUCUUUUUGUCCCUAUUGCCCGAAAGUUCACCGGGCAUCACUCAGGCAUUACCAUGCUACAAAGAAUUGGCACUGGCCUGUUAAUAUCAGUAAUCAUUAUGAUUGUUGCAGCUAUGGUAGAAGCCAGAAGGUUAAAGAUUAUAAGAGAUCACAACCUCAUGGACAAUCUGAAAGCAAUUGUUCCAAUGAGAGUGUGGUGGUUGGUUCCUCAGUACGUGAUAUCUGGUUUAUCUGAUGUAUUUGCGUUUGUUGGAAUCCAAGAGUUGUUCUAUGAUCAAAUGCCGGAAGCAAUGAGAAGUUUGGGAGCAGCGUUUUACCUCAGCGUCACUGGAGUUGGAAACUUUAUAAGCAGUGGGAUAAUAACUUUGGUUCAAGUAAUUAGCUCAAAGUAUGGUGAAAAAUGGAUCAGUGACAAUAUCAAUCGCGGUCACCUAGAUUACUUUUACUGGGUAAUUGCAGCUCUGAGCAUAUUGAAUCUGUGUAUUUACGUGUGGAUUGCUAAAGGAUUUGUGUACAAAAAAAAUUGA